AUGACGACUAACAACGGGCUCCCGGCAGCUACCCGCGCCGCGGCUGUCGACAUUGACGGUGUUGACGCCUUCGCAAAGCGGCUGUAUCGAAGGUCGCGGGCCGCCGGUCCCGAUUUUUCAGAUGUCGCCAUGGUCGUGCGAGGGCUGCACACAGUCCUCAAGCAUCUGAAGGUCGAGGCCGAGGACGCGGGCUCCCUGCUGAACUCGGAUCGCUGCUCGGUCUACGCCAGACAGCUAACGCCCAUCGUCGAGGACUGCGAGUUCACGCUUAAACAGCUUGAUACCAUUCUGGAGAAGUACGGCGGGAGUGCUAGCGGUAGUGACGAGGAAGGACGCAACGGCGCCGCGGACUAUCAGCGGCCACUAGAGAGCCGCGAGAGGGACAUGAUCGCUCUGAUUCGCACAAAGCUCGCCAACCAGAAACUCAACAUCGACAUGUUUCUCGACACAGUCCAGUUGCACAACCCGUCCAAGUCACACCGCGUUGUCGACACCAACCAUGUCGACCUGGAGUCCAUUAAGGACAAGGUUGACGCCAUCGCGGCCAGGAUAACCCAGCGAGAAGACUCGGGCAUGACUGAGGGUGAAGACGAGCUCUGGUUACAGUUCAGGGACGAACUAGAAAAGGAAGGUUUCUCUAGGGAUGUUCUGAGGAAGAACCAGGACGUACUUCGCGCCUACAUUCGUCAGCUUGAUGAGCAAAGCAUGUUGUCCGGAGGCAAGACUCCUACCGUCCGAGGCUUUCUAGAGAACUACCAGCCCAGUGGUGAUGCACUUCAUGUCAUCCCGUAUCCGGUCGAUCCCGCGCAAGAGGACGACGACGUCAGCCCCAAAGAGAUGUAUCAUCCGUCCAUUGAAAACGAGAAGUUCUUUCCCGCCAUGAAGAUGGAGCGUCUGCACCCCGAUCAGCAUCCUGCGUAUCCGUCAAGCCUUCAAACGCAGAGCACCGACAUGUCUUACGAACCUCAUUCGUCCGAAGAUGGCGAUGGUGGCGUGUCAGACAACUCAAUGGCACUUGUCAUCUCAACACGCGAGCUCAUGGCUCUCGAUAAGAAAGAGGCCGACCUCGCGAUAGCCAUGGGUAACAUGCACAUGCAGGCUCACAGCCUUCCGUACGGGUCCAAUUAUCUCAACGACUCGAACUUCUCUUCAUCCCCACAAGCUCGUUAUCUGCCACCCCCGUCAAAUGCUGGGCUACUUACCUCUCCCAACCUUCCACCUGUCGAUGAAUAUGGUCUCUCCCCGCGUCUGAUUCCUUCCAUACCUCCUCCUCCGUAUGGCAGUUCACCACCACCCACAUUGCACUCCAACUCUAUAUCGGCCCCGGUAAUUCCGGGUACAGCCCCUGUGGGGCUUCAGAGCCAAGCGCAGAGGUGCGCGCGCCUUGCACCUGAUUCGCAGGGCAGGGAGAUUCCACUCGAGGCCAAAUGGACACGCAUCAAACGGUCUCUGAUUUCGACCGAGGUGCUCAACCAGGCUGGUGUAAGAUAUGAAGCACGACCCGACUUCGUAGCUGUGCUUGGUGUCUUCACAAAAGACCAAAUCGCAGAAUUUGCCCGUCAAAGUCUCGAGGUGCGCAGGAGACGUGGCCAGCUGCGGAGAAAAGAGCCACGAAACGAGAAAGACCGAUAUCAUCCGGAUAAGUAUAAAAACUGGGAUGUUGAGUCUCACAGCAAAAGAGAUGCCAACGGCAAUAGUCGGUAUCGCGCCAACAGCGAAUUUUCUUCGUCCUCGGCAGAUCUUGUUGAUUCUUCUGAUGAGGAGUCCGAGGAUGAAUUACCGUCGUACCAGCCGCGUAAGACUCAUUAUUAUCAUUCGGAUGAUAAGGAAUCUACCGAAGACGAGAAAGGCACAAAGAUCUACCCAUUCAUCGUGCCCCCACCAGAGAAGGAGAAGGAGAAUGGUGCUAGUCCUUCGGCUACGGUAAAACCCAAACCUAUCUUGAAGAAUAAGAACGACGAUCCCCACGUCCGGUUUGAUCCAGAGCCGAAGGUCCUCGACACUGGUUCGCCUCGUUCCGUACCGCGACAUGCAGAGCGGUCUAGGGAUGAUAGGAGGCAUCGUGACCGCUCAGAUCGCGACCAUCGUGCUACCCGAAACUACGAUGACCGGGACUAUAGGGAUCGCGACCGGGAUCGUGAUCGUGAUCGAGAUGAUGCCCAUCGUCGCCAUCAUCACCAUCACGAUAGCAGUCGACGAAGAGAUCGGGACCGUGAAGAAUACUCCCGGAGAAGGCCACGGGGAGACUCUUACCGUGACCGGGAUCGUUACAGAGACGACAGCGACCGCAGCGACGAUCGCACUACCAAGAAGAAGGUUCGCGGCGAGACACUUCGUGCUGUCGGCAUCGGGGGCGCUGCGGCUAGUCUCCUCAGCGUCCUUACCGAAGCCGCUGCCGGAUUGUAA
Neoarthrinium moseri is the source of this 2406-nucleotide messenger RNA. RefSeq lists its product as uncharacterized. Lineage: Eukaryota; Fungi; Ascomycota; Sordariomycetes; Amphisphaeriales; Apiosporaceae. The coding region runs from base 1 to 2406 and encodes 801 amino acids. The transcript is spliced from 2 exons. The record is from RefSeq and is a predicted model, not a curated record.